CGGCAUUCCUCUGCCUGUAAUUGUCAUACUGUCAAGUACUCUUUUUGAUUUUUGGAUAUUUGCUUGCGGUGCAAGAGGUUAAAGUGGAUAUUUCUAAUUCAAUAUUUUAGAAUUCUUGGAUAUCUUAUAGUCAUAAAUAUGAUGCAACCGCAAAUUGUACUCUUAAAAGAGGGUACUGAUACAUCACAAGGCAAACCACAAUUAAUAUCUAAUAUAAAUGCCUGCCAAACUGUUACAGAGGCAGUUCGUACUACGUUAGGCCCCCGUGGCAUGGAUAAACUUAUAGUAGAGAAACUAGGAAAAGCUACUAUAUCGAACGACGGAGCAACUAUUUUAAAAUUAUUGGAAAUAGUCCAUCCAGCUGCCAAAACUUUGGUAGAUAUUGCUAAAUCUCAAGAUGCAGAAGUUGGUGAUGGCACAACCAGUGUUGUAUUACUUGCAGGAGAAUAUUUAAAACAAAUUAAACCGAAUAUAGAAGAAGGUGUUCAUCCAAGAAUAAUAAUUGGGGCUGUUCGAAAGUCACUGCAGAUUUGUUUAGAAAAAAUUAACGAGUUGGCUGUAAAAAUUAAUAAGUCUAAUGCUGAGGAGUUCAGAUCGCUACUGGAAAAAUGUGCUGCAACAGCCAUGAGCUCCAAAUUAAUUAAUCAGCAAAGAUCUUUUUUUUCUAAAAUGGUUGUUGAUGCCGUUUUAUCACUUGAUGAGUUACUACCUUUAAAUAUGAUAGGUAUCAAGAAAGUCAAAGGAGGUGCUCUCGAAGAUUCAAUUUUAGUUACAGGAGUAGCUUUUAAAAAAACAUUUUCUUAUGCAGGAUUUGAAAUGCAGCCAAAGAUUUAUAAGAACUGUAAAAUAGCAUUGCUGAAUAUUGAAUUGGAAUUGAAAGCUGAAAGAGAUAAUGCAGAAGUUAGAAUAGAUAAUGUCAAAGAAUAUCAGAAAAUUGUAGAUGCAGAAUGGAAUAUUUUAUAUAGUAAACUACAAAAAAUCCAAGAAUCUGGAGCCAGCGUUGUACUUUCUAAAUUCCCUAUUGGAGAUGUGGCUACUCAAUAUUUUGCUGAUAGAGACAUGUUUUGCGCUGGUAGGGUUCCAGAAGAUGAUAUGAAGAGAACAUUGAAAGCUUGUGGAGGUGCAGUUAUGACUACUGUUAAUGAUCUGAAUGAUUCAGUUCUUGGUAAAUGUGAUACAUUUGAAGAAAAACAGAUUGGAAGUGAUAGAUACAAUUUUUUCAAGGGUUGUCCAAAUGCUAAAACUUGUACAUUGAUAUUACGUGGAGGAUCAGAACAAUUUUUGGAAGAAACCGAAAGAUCUUUGCAUGAUGCUAUAAUGAUUGUUAGAAGAACAAUAAAAAAUGAUGCAGUUGUAGCUGGAGGUGGAGCUAUCGAAAUGGAAUUAUCAAAACAUUUAAGAGACUACUCUAGAACAAUUGCAGGAAAAGAACAACUGUUAAUAGGAGCUAUUGCUAAAGCUUUGGAGAUAAUUCCAAGACAGUUGUGCGACAAUGCUGGUUUUGAUGCAACAAAUAUUUUAAAUAAAUUGAGACAAAAACAUGCUCAAGGAAAUUGUUGGUAUGGUGUUGACAUUAACAAAGAAGAUAUUAAUGAUAAUUUUGAUGCAUGUGUUUGGGAGCCAGCAAUUGUUAAAGUUAAUGCUUUGACUGCUGCCACAGAAGCUACAUGCCUCAUACUUUCUGUUGAUGAGACAAUUAAAAAUCAAAGCAGUGAAGAACUUCCCAUGACUGGAGGUCGUGGUUUAGGAAGACCUGAAUAAAAAAAUCACUUGGAUUACUCAGAAUCUCGUU
Molecule: messenger RNA, 1792 nt
Organism: Psylliodes chrysocephalus
Lineage: Eukaryota; Metazoa; Arthropoda; Insecta; Coleoptera; Chrysomelidae
Source: the annotation of a GenBank genome assembly